UUGCGCGGACGCGUCACACGUCACGGACCCUCAGACAGUACUGUGUUAUCUUGAAGUAGCGAGUUGUGCGGUUUUGCUUAUCAUUUCUCCCAUCCAUCGGACAUGAUAUCGAUAACUUCUUUUGACUGUGACCAUAGUCAGCGAGCUCUAAUAAGCACCAGUGUUGCAGCCUGUGUAAAAGGAACUUGGAUCAUCGCCCAAAACAUUAAUUUAGCUGGCCUUUGUCUGUUGUCUAUGGAUAAGGCCAGCAAAGCAUUGAAAAGGAGUAGUGUUCGUUUGAAGUCCUUAAGUGGAGGACACGGAAAUUUACGGAUGGUUAUUGCCCAGCUUCGUGAUGUACGAUCAUCUGCAAAAGCAUUUAUGCAUGUUCAAACUACGGCUUCAGAAGAUCUAGUAAAAUGGGCAUCCAAAAAUGAAAAUCAAGCCAUCCAAGACACAUUUGCACAACUUUUUGAACUCAAUACAUUAUGGGCGGAAGUACAAAAGGAAUUCACUGAAAGCCUGAAAGGCUUUAUUCAUCAGUUUGAAUUGAUAUUGGAAGGAGAACAGCAUGUUGAUGUGGGAAGAAAUCAUCUUCAGGCAAUUGAACAGCGAGAACAGAAGUUGGAAAAGGAUCUAGUGAAAGCUCAACGUAGACACAUUCCUGGAGCAGAUGUUAAUCAUAUACAGAGAAAGUUGGCUGAAGAAAAGCAGGCAAAACAAGUGGCCCAGCAAGAAGUCAUGACCCGCAUCCAAGAAAACGAGGCUGUGAAAAUGAUUCGUGUCAAAGAAGGACUGCUGCAACUCUCUGAAUCCUAUCUUCAGUUGGCUCGGAAAUGUCAUGUUGUAUUUGAAGCUCAUCGAGAUGUAGCCCAGCAAAUCCCUGAUGCUCAGAAUAGAAAUAUUCAUGAGAUUCAAUAUGAAGGUUGUGUAGCAGCACAGCAGUCUGUAACUCGAGCACGAGAACAGUUGCGACAAGGAACACCAAAUCGAGUGCAACCUUGUGCACCAAUUCCAGAUGAACCCCCACCUCCAUAUUCAGCAUCUCAAAGCCCUGUUGUGGGAUCUGCUCAUACUAGCAUGGAAUUAAGGUAUAGCAGUUCUCCAAGUACCCUUGUGGAAGGCGCUGAUGUUCGGUGGUCUGCUGGAUACGAAGAUGAAGUAGCAGGCUCCAUGGAAAAACUUAAAACUUAAUUAUCUUAAGAAAAGUUGUAAACAACUAUAAGCACUUUACAAAAAGGGAUUGUCAUUCAAGUUCGCAGUACUGUUUAGGAUGGUCAUUAAUUGAUCUGUGUUGCAAUUUAUCCAAGUCAUCUGGGUUUUUAGCACAAGUCUUUUGUUUUAUUUUAAGCUAUCUUAUUUAUAAAUAUAUAUAUAUUUAAUCGCACAAGUUACUCCAAAGAAAUUCAGUCACUAUUACUCACCUAGAAAAUGAAAGAACAUCUUGACCAUGGUAGAAACAUACAUUGAAGGGUUAUGCUGCCUGCCCAUAUGGCAAUAAUGCAGCACGUUUCAUAAGUUUAAAGUUCAAAGUAAUAUCGAGUUAAAUAUUCGGACUAUUGUAAGUUUCCUAAGAUUUUCACCAUUGAGGAACCAGUUUUCAAUUCUUUCAUUAAGUUUAGAAAAAAUUCAAACAGACGAGGAAAAACUGAUAUUUUUUAGAAAUAUUCAUGGCUUCAAUAUGAAUGUUAAACAUAAGUAUAUCUAAAUAUGUUAUUUGUUCUAUCGUAUAUUUUAAAUUAAUAUGAAAUCCUUAGCUGCUAAGCCAUUAUUAUGGACUGUGAUUCUGAAAUGAGAAUUUCACUUUUCUUUUUUUAUCUGCCAGUGAUUUAUUAUCACUAGUCUAUACUUGGACAAGAGCAGUAUGAAGAUAGUAGUUAGGUCUCUUUAUGUGGAAUUUGUGAUGAAUGAAAUGUGUAAGUUUUGCUGGGUUCUCUAUUCCUCAUGUUACGUUUCAAUGCAUCAUUACUCAAUGGAUUGUUGGUUACCAGUUUUUGGUGUCAGUAAUUAUUGAUGCUAAUGGUAUCUAUUCAAGACAUGUUACAUAAAGGUAAUAAUGAAUUACCGCCAAGUUAAAAAUUCAGGGGAGAUUGGUACAUAUUUGAGCAAGUGAUGCUACAUACAAAUUUAAAUGUUCAGUUUGGAAAAACAUUUUACAACCAAAAGGUACCAUUUUCUGUAGAUGCUUAUUUAUGUCACCUUCUUUCCCUUAAAUCUGUUAAAGAAACCAGAGGUGAAGUGAAAAAGUGCAUUUAUUUUCCUUCUCUCUCUCAUAUACUGUAACAAAAACUCAAGUAAAUCAUUUGACUAGCUCUUGCAUAUUUAUCCUAAGAAACUUUAACCAUUUUUUCAUAUUCUUAAAAAUCAAAAUUUUCCUGAAAUCAAUGGCAAAGGCUCCUAACAGUAUUUUUAAAGGUGUGUGUUAUUAAAUCCAUGUGAGCAGAUAUCUUAUUUUUAAAGUUUGAAAUUCCUAGUUCGUUUGAGAAGGUUGGUUUGCUUCUCCUAUUAGUUGUUUUCCAAAAUGGGACUGCAAUUAAGAACGGGCAAUAAGUCAUUAAGAACUCAAGAACUCCAAAAUAAGAUCAUGCUUCUGAAUUUUUGGAGUGAAAAUUUACACGGAAUAUUAUUGUAAGACUUGAUUUUAAAGAAGCGUUGCAAUGAUCUUUUUUACUGUAAUGCCUAAGGGAGUUAAAUACAUACCUCAAAGUUUACACUUGCAUCCUUCGUAUGACUUCCAAUUAAACUUUGUCUUCAAAAUUUCUUAAUAUUAUUCAUCACAGAUCAGGCUUUGCAUGAGGAAAAUCUGAGAUUUAUUGUAGUUGUCAAGAAAAAUAGUAAUGUUUGAGGCAGUUGUCUGUUCCUAUAGUAUAGAUAGUGUUUGCGGUAUGGGAAAAUUUAAAACUGAAUCUACCUAGGGGAAGUAGGAAUGCAUAGUCAGCAGUUGUUGAGACUUGUACCAUUGCCAACUUUAGAAUUGGUACCUUGAUAUCAUUGGAAAUAUGUGUAUUUCUGCUGUUUUUUGUUUUUCUUUCUUUUGUUGCACUUGCACAGUUAUAUUAAGAUUUUAAAAAAUGUGUACUGACUAAGAAAAAUGAACUUAGUUUCCUGUACAAAUUCUAAACAACUUAUAAUAUUCUCAUCUUAUUUAAGAAUUGUAUUACAUUAAAGCUUCUACAAUAUAUGUUGUUUUAGGGUCUAUGUAUGUACUACUAUCAUAGGAGUAACUACUAUAGUGAAAGAAGUCUUUUGGAAGUAUUACUUUAAAAUGAAACCUAAUUUUAAUUCUUUAGUCCUUUAGUGAUUGACAUGUUGAAUCAAUUUGCCCUUUAAGAUUACAUUCUAAUUUUUCCAGUUUAUCCAUUAUCAUUCCAAUUAUUUUAGGAUCUCUUGUUGCAUUCAAUAUUUCAGUGAAGAUCUUAGUUCUCUUAUAAAUUUAUUGUAAGAAAUCAUAAUUCAAAAAAUUACUAAUCAACACUUGCUAAUAAAGAUUAUAACUAGUAAUUAUCACUAAAUUUUGAAGAUGUUAAAGGCAAGUUGUUUUCUCUGAAAAUUUUUAAUGAUCAAAUGGUGGUGUCCUAGAUUUUAAAGAACAAUUGAGUCCUUUAUUUCAGAAACCCGUCAAACACCAAAAUCUAAAGCAUGCAUUAGCUGCUGAUUAUUGUUCCAAAGGGAUAGACACUUCGUUUAGUGCAUAAUUGUAUGAAAAAUAUUCAUUUACACAUGCUUUAAUAAAUAAAAAUAUUUUGAAAAUGGAUAAAUUAAGAGACUUGUUCUCAGUUUUCUCGAAAUGAGGAAUUUGGCAUUUGAUGGGUUUCUGAAAUACAUUAUUCAAUUGAUUUUGCUCCUGUAAUGCUUCCAGUUGUGUGUAGCAGUAGGUUGAAUAUAUUUUAUUUCAAAAAGGUUCAAGAUGUACAUAAAAUGUCCUGUAAAUAUCAAUCACAGUGUCAUGCCAAAUUUAUUAGUCUUUGCUGGUCAAUAUUAUUUUCAAUGAAGAAAAGCAUGAAAUGUUCAAAUUUUUAAAAUUCAUCAGCUUUUAUGCAAAGGAUACUUUCAUUUAGGUGUAGGUAAUACGAUUUAUAUUGUCAUAUACUAGCUGAUAUUUGUACAGUUUCAAGAUCCUCUGAAAUCCAAUUUGAGAAAUUAAUGUGCCAUGGAAUGUUUCCUUCCAAUUUGUGAUUAAAAUUAAGUUUGAAAUAUCGCUAAAUAAGUGUGUAUCAUGUCAGAUGAAAAGUAAAACGUGUUCUAUUAAUUGUAAAUUGUUAUUUUAAAAAUUUAUUUGAUUACAGGAACUAAGAGAUCAAGUCUUCCAACUGAAAGUUAUUUUGUUUGUGCCUUUGAAAUUAUUCAAUUUAAAAUGUGUUGAAUAAGAUUGGCUAGUUUCAAGCAGUAAUUCUUUUAAACGACAAAAAUUGAAAGAGAAAUGAAAUUAAUAACUUCAAUAUUUGUACGUCAAUAUAAAUUUUUCAUACACUCUAUGAAGUUCCUAAUACAUGUUUAAUAAUGGGGUCCUCGUAAUGGCUCUCUUGUGUCAUCUACAGACUGAAUAAACAUUUUACUGAUUUGGUUUCAUAAGAAGUACAUACUAGAUGAAUGUAGAUUGCAAUCUUGUGGAGAAAAAAAAUAGGCUGACCUAAAUAUUAGCUAAUUUGUAUAAUUACAAUAUAUCUACUAGUUGUGUUUCUACGGGACUUAAUAAUCAAACCCAAAUAUCUGCCAAUACACAUUGGAAUUGGUAUGUUUUUAAACAAAUGUUGACUGUGCAUUGUUUAAAUCAGUAUUACAAAAAUUCUUAAUUAGGAAUAAUAUAUACAUAUUCUAUGGUGUUCAUAGAUAGGUUUUUGCAUGCUGCAAAGUGAUGCAGAUUUGAAUGUUGUCUUAUGCUGGUGCUUUUAUAUAAUUCAGAAAAAUUGCAUUGUGCCUGAUCUCAAAGAAUCCAAAAAAUGGAAAGUGAUUUGUUUGAUAAUAAGUAGACCAUCGUUAAUCAAAAUUGUUCAUGAAUAAAUAAUAGGCUAGUCAAACAAGUUGCCAAAUUCCUUUUUUCUUGCUUUUGUAUUCUUCUUAACUGCAGUGACAGUGAAGCAGAGUAAAAAUAAUUAUUAGCAAAGUGAGGUAAUUAAAGUAGAAUGUGUCAUAUUUGUGUGUAGCUUCUUUCAGAGAAAUAAUUUUAACUACAAAAGCACAUUGUAAAUAUGUUUUAUAAGAAAGUGUCGCUUCUACAAAUUACCUCUGCAUUUGCAAUUAAAAUAGGAUUUUUAAAAUACCUUAGUUUUAUUAUUUUGCACACAAUUGUAUAUUGAUGUAUUGCAGUAUGUUGAUUGAUAAAAAAUAACUAUACAAAAACUCAUUCAAUUCACAAUAAUGGCGUUUAAGACUGAUUAACGAUAACUAAGAAUUUUGUUAUUCGGAUUUUUACAUCAAUGCAUUUGAAGCAAAUUGUGAUUAAUUAGCUCUCCAAACAAUUACUUGUAGUCCAAGAGUUUGUAAAACUUUUCUUUUUUUUUAAGAAUUUGGUAAUGAAGUACAUUAAUUAUAAUUUAUUGUGAACUGUUGAGUAUACUUCCAGCAUGUUUGACAGGGACCAUUGUUGUCAAAUGUAUUAUUAGCACAAAUUAUUUUUUUAAAUAGAAGUUGGCACUUCUUUCACAUCAUGUGAGGUGUACAAACACAGAAAACAUUUUUACAUGCCAGAGAUGCAUUUUGUCCUGGUUAUAUUUUGCCUAACAAACUUUUGUUCAAUUAAUAGUUUUAGGUUAGUAUGAAAAUGUAAUCAGUACUAACCAUUUAAGUUUGACAAAAAGCAUUACUAUUGAAGAGUAGAUUGAAAUGACCAUAAAACUGGAUUAUUUGUGUAUUUCAAUGUAAUUGAUGAGAAAAUAAAUGGUCCUGUGAAAGUUUUUUCAACAUUUUCAUUAAGAUGUACACUGGUUUCAUAUGAGACCUACUUCAAAUAUUAUGAUUCAUAAAAACAGCUGUAGCAUUCUAUUUACAAGUGUAUAUAUAUGUUAAAUGUUGCUACUGCAAUUGGUGCUGCUCCUUGCUAUUCUUAUUGCUCUUUAUCAUCAUUAUUGUACUCAUAUUUUUUUAUUUUCUCAGUAUUUGUGAAUGUUGUCUUCACGAGACCUGAUGUUGGCUUAUUUCCUAACCAAGAAGCAAAAAUGUAUUUGAGGCAUUUUUGAUAUCUAAUCAGUAAGUUGAGCCAUUCCAUGUUGAGCGCACAUUCAGUUACUUAGAAUAUUUUUUUUUAUGAGUAUUGUAGCUAUUUUAACGAACAUUUUGUGAUGCAUUGAUGACCAGACUUUUUUGGUAGUUAUGAUAUGUUCCUCAUUACAAAACACUUUGUAAUACAUGUGACUAACCUACCAAAGAAAUGGCCUCAAAAAAAAUUAUUUCAGUGGGGAAAUGCAUUAACAGAAAAGGGGUUGUUCAAAUGUUCAUUGGUUUGUGGAUGUUGGACAAAAAGAUUACACAAAUGUUUGUGACAGUAUAAUGAAGAUUUAAAAUAAAAGCCAGGAGAUGAGCAUUCUUGUGUUUUGAUUUCA
Gryllus bimaculatus (two-spotted cricket) is the source of this 6518-nucleotide messenger RNA. Lineage: Eukaryota; Metazoa; Arthropoda; Insecta; Orthoptera; Gryllidae. The record is from the annotation of a GenBank genome assembly.